This is a messenger RNA of Sphaeramia orbicularis (orbiculate cardinalfish), 2297 nucleotides long. RefSeq names its product BCL2 interacting protein 3 like a (gene bnip3la). The record is from RefSeq and is a predicted model, not a curated record. NCBI's taxonomy places the organism in Eukaryota, Metazoa, Chordata, Actinopteri, Kurtiformes, Apogonidae. The transcript is spliced from 6 exons. Bases 70 to 777 code for a protein of 235 amino acids. Gene Ontology annotation, biological process: mitochondrial outer membrane permeabilization; defense response to virus; positive regulation of apoptotic process. Gene Ontology annotation, cellular component: nucleus; mitochondrial envelope; mitochondrial outer membrane.
CUUAGCGCAUGCGCAGAACGUAGUUUGUCUGCGUGUCAUGUUGAUGAAUACAAAAACUGGGUAGUCAACAUGUCCACCGCUGCUGCUCAACAAAACAAUAACGAAGAGCCCGGGCUUCACGGCUCCUGGGUAGAGCUGGAGUUAAAUGGAAACACAGGAGCCCAAGGUGUGCAAAGCAACCCGCUAACAACUCCCGCUGCAGACCAAAUAAACGCAAAUGCUGGCAGUCAAACUCCACAGACCUUGCAAGUAGUGCCUGAGAGUGAUGAAACCCUCAUCGGAGGACUAGAACAUGUGCCAUCAUCUUCCUCUAUCCACAAUGGAGACAUGGAAAAGAUCCUCCUGGAUGCACAGCAUGAAUCCAGCCCAAGUAACUCCUCUUGCGAUAGUCCUCAUAGGCCACCAAGUCCAGAUCAGGAUGAAGGUCAGAUAAUGUUUGAUGUGGAAAUGUCCAGCCUGAGAGGUAGUCAGUCAGAAGAAGAUGGUCUAGACAAAGACAGAGAGGAAGACAUCUUAAUGAAUAAAGAAACAGACUGGGUUGCUGAUUGGUCCAGCAGACCUGAAAACAUUCCACCAAAGGAGUUUCACUUCCGGCACCCUCGACGUUCAGUUUCUCUUAGUAUGAGAAAGAGUGGAGUCAUGAAGAAAGGUGGCAUCUUCUCCGCUGAAUUCCUCAAAGUCGUCAUCCCUUCCUUACUCAUCUCACACAUUCUUGCUCUUGGCCUUGGGGUAUAUAUUGGGAAGAGAAUUGCCACAGCUCCCACCAGCUCUUACUAAAUAGAAAAUGAAGCAGUGCCUGGAUGUUCUCCUGUCUCCAAAUCUGUCGAUCAUCCUCCUGUAGUCGAGCUGUGUCUCCAAAUCUGUCGUACGCCCACAUUACCUCCAAUCUGCAUUGAAUUCUGUCACAUUGUAGAUGUAGUUAUAGUUGUACACAUUACAUAAUGUGGUUGCACUCCUUUACAGUUUGACACUGGGCCCAUUGUAUCCAACAUUAGUUACCAACUUGAACCCAGUAGAUAACAGAGCCUGUUGGAGCUGGAAAAUAUUAGUCGUCUUCUGCUGAAAAUAUGUGACAAGGAUUUGAUGUCAGAUGGCUUCAGGAUUUGGGUUUCAUCUCUGAUAUGUUUGUUUUGGGGUAAUGUCAUGAGAAAUCUGGCUUUCUCCUAAGCUGCAUCUCUUCUCUGACGUCUGUGAACCAAAACAUAUGCAUCUCCAACACAAGCAAAUUUAAUUGGCUUUGAAGACAGAGGGGAUUUUUUUUUUUUUUGCCUUAACUUUUUGAGUGAAAUAUUUAAGAUGCAGUUAAUUGGGUGGAGUAAGAAUGCAGGACAGUGCACAGUGGGAUUUCAGAUUCCACAUAUUUUCCAGAGUAGAAGUUGUAUCAGAUAGAUUCCUUAGGGUUCAAUUUAAAGUUUUGGUUUUUUUGAAGGUUGGAAAGCUUGAACAUUAACCUAGUAUGUAGCGCCAAAAAUGAAUAGUUGAGUUGUUUGAAUAUAUUAUGAUAGAGAAACCUAGGCACAGCAGUUACCAGGCCAUAUGCUAUUUUUUUUUUUAUUUCUCUCUGCCUACAUAUCUUCCUCUUUAACACAAUAUAGCAGAAAUGGCAAGUGCCAAAUUUGUAUCUUUCACCACUGCACAUUGGUGAUUUACUUUUUUCUUUUUUACGAUUUUCUGAUAUGUUUAGGUAUUUAAAUAUAUAGAUGUGAAAAUAAUUUAAGCUGUGAUCUGAUCCCUGUAAUAGACACCUUUUGACAUUGUAUAAUUUGUUCAUACAUUGAUAUUAAUGCAUAUUAUAUCUUAUGUGGCAGUUGUAUCUUAUGUGGCAGUGUAAGUAUUGUUUUUGCUGUUGUGUAAUCGCUGAAACAUCAGAUGCAAAGAAAACACCACAGAGAAACAUAUUUACGGGGGUUCAUUUAAGUGUGUUGUCUAGAUUUCAUUGUGCAAUCAUUUCAAACAGUAUGAUACAAUAAACCGUGUACAGUGACUGUUGAACAUCUGAAAAAUGGAUGAAAAUAGAAGGAUUUCCUGAAGAAAAUGCAUGCGAUUUCUGUGUAUUGAGACUGCAUUGCUGGCUGAUUCUUCUGUUUUUAAAUGAAUGCAUAAGAUAAAUCAGUGAACAUGAUGUAAAAUGUUGUAAUGGAACAAUUGGUUUUGGAACACUCCUCAUGGCGCCUUUAUUGCAUUAUAUAACUCAUACUAACUCAUAAACUGAACAUCAUGACAAGCUUAUGUACAGUUCAGUGUGCAAUAAUACAGAGCAUUUUGGAAUUUAAAUAAAGUUUGUACUGUAUGCAGUG